Magallana angulata is the source of this 1050-nucleotide messenger RNA. RefSeq lists its product as uncharacterized. The transcript is spliced from 6 exons. Bases 265 to 1041 code for a protein of 258 amino acids. Gene Ontology annotation, cellular component: nucleus. The record is from RefSeq and is a predicted model, not a curated record. Lineage: Eukaryota; Metazoa; Mollusca; Bivalvia; Ostreida; Ostreidae.
AGGUCGUAAAUUUUGUCGUAGACGUAGACGUAAACGUAGACUUUACGUCCGAAUGUACGUGUGCGUAGAUUGCGUUUUACUAAAGGUCGUAACUACACACGUAAACGUAGAUACACACGUAGACUUUGUCGUAGUUUACGUCUGGAACUCUUCAAAAGAAGAUAAUAAAGUAAUCGUAGUUACCGAAGCUACGCAUGCGUAUUAAGUACUUUCAUUUUUCCUGAUUAUCGUCUGCGAAAGUAAACAAGUCCAUAUCUAGUUAAAAUGACCGAGAAAAAGCCCCGAAAGCCAAAUUGGACAAGCGAAGAGAUGGAGGUAUUAGCUGAGGCUUACCUAUCAUCGUAUAAAGUAAUAAGAGGGAAACUAACUCCCGUUGUUACUUCUGAAGUGAAGAAGCGAGCUUGGGAAAACAUAACAGAUAAGUUAGUUAUUGAUAUUAAAUGCUGUCUCACUUUGCUUGAAGAGACUAGGAAGCGGCUACAGGAUGUGCAGUCAUGCAUAAAAAAGAAAGAAGCCUACAGAAAGAAGGAGGCAGGCAUGACUGGUGGUGGCCCCCCUACAGAGAUCACUUUUAAACCCUGGGAAUUGACUAUUCUGAGCACCAUAUCUCCUGUUUCAAUAUAUGGAAUAGAAGGUAGAGCCGACACAGGGAAAGAAGAGUGCGCUGUUAAAGAAGUCAGUGGUCCAUCUGGGGACUGCUCUGUGCCACCUGGGUUGAUCGUUACAGAAACUGUGCAGGUGGAUGUUGUUGCUAAUGCUGAGGAUUCUCAACAGAAAUGCUCAACAUCCUGUGAAGUUGGAGAUUUUGAUAUGAGACAUAGCAGGAAAAUUGAAAGGAAAACAGAAAAACAGAAGAGACAUAAUGGGCCUGUUAAUGGGAUGGAAGAUCUGUUAGAGUUGAAGAGGAAAAGACUAGAAAUUGAAGAAAGAAAAGUACAUGCUUUGGAGAAAAUUGCUACAGUCCUUGAAAGACAACAGUCUGACCAGAUGAUUCAUCACUCGCCAUCCUUCUCCGUCUCUCCUAUCAUUAAAUUCCAUUAAAGUAUUGAC